Molecule: messenger RNA, 2446 nt
Organism: Callorhinchus milii (elephant shark)
Lineage: Eukaryota; Metazoa; Chordata; Chondrichthyes; Chimaeriformes; Callorhinchidae
Product: carbohydrate sulfotransferase 8
Exons: 4
Coding region: 373-1692 (439 amino acids)
Biological process (GO): proteoglycan biosynthetic process; carbohydrate biosynthetic process
Cellular component (GO): membrane
Molecular function (GO): sulfotransferase activity
Source: RefSeq, a predicted model, not a curated record
GUGUCUGUCUGUGUGUGUGUGUGUGUGUCUGGCUGCCGGUUGCUAUGUCUGGACAGGCUGUGUAUAGCGCUGCCGGGGACCAAGCAGGAGCGCUCAGUGCUGUGUGUGGUUCAGCAUCUCACUGACUGGCUCCCGCCAUCACUCGCUGUGUCUCUGCUUCCAUCGCUUCCAAUUGUGCGUCCGUUUCUUCUGGAGACACAGAGCCAGAAAGUAGCGGAGAUCGCAGCUCAGCGGGUGUGAGGGAGAGGGAUAGAGAGACACACACAGGAACGCUCAGUGCGGAGUAACUCAGUCUGUCUCAGCUCCACACAACCCACAGCUGUCAGGUUGUGGGGCCAGGCUGCCGGGCACUGCCCUCACAGCGGGGACACCAUGGCUGCCACGAGGGUGACCUGUCUCUUCAUCUUCGUCCUGCUCUUCGGGGCCUUCGGACUCCUCGUCUUUAGCCGCCUACAAGACCUGAGCCACAUUCUCCCCCCACAGACAGGAGUCCUGGUCGGAGUGAAGGUCAGACACAUCAGGAAGGCCUCAGGCCGCUGGAUCCCCCCUGGGGGAAAGGGUGCGGUGGCCUUGACAAGACAACCAUGGCCUCUGCAUCUCUCCUGGCCUGAGCUCAACACCACAAGCUUGAGGCAGAGAAUUCCCGGAUCCAGCCUGGAAAAAGGCGAGAGGGAGCGAGAGCUGAAGCCUCACACUAGGCCUGGGGACAGGGAGUGGAGCCCAGGCCCAGGCCCCAGCCUGCCACGCCGGCCUCACCGCCGCAGGAGGAAGCUGUUGAACGAGCAGGAGAAGAUGCCAGAAGCUGAGGAGCAGCGGCGACUGCAGGAGGUUCAGCUGAGCCGCAGGCGGCUGGUGCAGCAGAUGUGCCUGAGGGUGCAGGGCCAGAACUUGGGUGUGGGCCGGAGUCUGGGCCUAGGCCGGAGCCACCUUUCCCGGGUGUAUGUGGAGGACAGACACGGGCUACUGUACUGCGAGGUGCCAAAGGCCGGCUGCUCCAACUGGAAGCGUGUGCUGAUGGUGCUGAGCGGCCAGGCCUCUGAUCCUGACCACAUCCGGCACCAGGCUGUGCACUACAGUAACGCACUGCGCCGGCUGGAUAGCUUUGACCGUGCGGGGGUGGAGCACAGGCUGCAGACAUACACCAAGGCCCUGUUUGUCCGCGAGCCCUUCCAGCGCCUGGUCUCGGCCUUCAGGGACAAGUUUGAACAUCCCAACGCCUAUUACCACCCGGUGUUUGGCCGGGCCAUCAUCAGCAAGUACCGGCCUAACGCGACACAGGAGGCCCUGGUCUCAGGGUCCGGCGUCACUUUCUCCGAGUUUGCCCGUUACCUGCUGGACGGGGGACGGCCGGUGGGGAUGGACAUUCACUGGGAGGGUUAUGGCCGCCUGUGUAGCCCGUGCCUCAUUGACUAUGAUUUCAUUGGCAAGUUUGAGACAAUGGACGAGGACGCGGCCUACCUGCUCCGCCUGCUCGCUGCCCCCGGCAAUCUGACUUUCCCCCGCAACAAGGACCGGCACCCUGGCGACAAGCGCACCGGCCCCGAACUCACUCACCACUACUUCUCCCGGCUCUCAGCCGCCCAACGCCAGGGCCUCUACCAGCUCUACUCCACUGACUACCUGAUGUUCAACUACUCAACACCUUUCAGCAACAACAACUUGCAUUUAUAUAGCACCCCUCAUGCAGGGUAGAGUUCCAGAGCCCUUUAGCAGCACCCAGCGAGUGUGAGUGACACUGAGUGUGAGCCACCCCGAGUGUGAGCGACACCAAAGUGUGAGCGACACCGAGUGUGAAACACUGAGUGUGAAUGACACAGAGUAUGAGUGUGAGUAACACCAAGUGUAAGCGACACCAAGUGCGACCGUGAGUGUGAGCGACGCUGAGCGUGAGUGUGCAUCGAAUGUAAGCGACACCGAGUGACAACAAGAACUUGCAUUUAUAUAUCCCCCCUCAGCAGGGUACUGUCCCAGACAGUGUGCGUGUGCUAAGUGUGCAUGUGCACCAACAGGGAGUGUGGACAGAGUGUGAAUAGUUAGAGCCUGUCAGGCAGCCGUAUUUUGCCAUGAGAGCGACACCAGAAAUGGUGAGAUUUGUGCCAUGUCAGGGCUCUGUCACACCCUCUGUCAGAGAGAAUGGGGGUCCGCGGUGCAGAGACAAUGAGCUACUUUGUAAAUAGUAUUUAUUGACGCGCAGCACCACCUCGUGCGAACACAGCAGUACUGCACGAGUGGUACUACAUUCAGCCUGUGGCUGGGACCCUUCCCAUGGUUUGUGUUAACAAAAGUAACGACUUGCACUUAUAUAGCGUCCUCCUCGCAGGGUUGCGUCUCAGAGUGCUUAACAGUGGUGGAGCCUGACUCUGAGCCGGAGUGGGAAGGGGUAAAGGUGACCGCAAACACAGUCGAAAAGGAAGAUUUUCAGGCGGGACUUGAAAAAGAGGAGAUA